AUGGACGAUUCAAGUUCUGACAAAUUCAAAGAAGGUGGCCUAACCAAAGGUCGUAGCUUUUCUGAUAUUUUCCGUGCCGUAUUUCCGCUCUACGAAGUGCCGCUCAGUAACGACAACGUCAUCAGCAGCAAUAAUGAUAAUAUUAACGAGUGGUCGUCGAACGAGUCUAAGAAUGUUGACUGCAACUCCGAUAAAUGCGUCCGACCAUCUCUAAUGACAACCAAACCAAUUCUGAAAGCCCAGAGUUUGGCGUCAUUUCGUCAUUUGUUCAGUAUUGCUGGUUUUACCGCACAGCAUGCUGGCAGUCAAACGAGUUUGUCGAGAAAUGACUCGGCAGCAGAAAUUGUCGAUGACGUUGAUGGCAAUCUUUCAAAACAUUCUCAAAACAUUUUCUGCCCUAACAAAAAAAUUUUCUCUCAAAAGAUGGAGACCAUUCCUGGCUCUCCAAACAUUGAAGAGGACAAUUUUGCACCCUUCCAUCAAAGUCAACAACUACUCCUGCAAAAACAACUUCCACAACAGCAACAGCCCUGCAAGAAAACAAAUUUGUUAGAACGUUUAGUCAGGACUGAAAAAUUCACAUUAAAUAACAAAGAGAUCAACGCUUUUGCUCCUACUUCUCAAUGA
Molecule: messenger RNA, 627 nt
Organism: Helobdella robusta
Lineage: Eukaryota; Metazoa; Annelida; Clitellata; Rhynchobdellida; Glossiphoniidae
Exons: 1
Coding region: 1-627 (208 amino acids)
Source: RefSeq, a predicted model, not a curated record